UCCACACCGAGAAUCGGUAGGACUGGAAAGGGGUCAUUGUCGCUGAAGUGCAUGCGAUUCGGUCAAAAUAUCCAACCGAAUCAAAAGAGGCAUGCUAUCCAUGCUACUGCAGUUUAUACAGGCUGCAUAUCUGAAGUCAUGGUUUUCUCAGGCUAUGUCGGUGAACGGACAACCACCACGGGUCACGGUAUUCAAAAUCGACCGUUGGAUCGAAAUCUGACGAUCGCCCUCUAUUCAUGCAAGACUCGCUGUUGCUCGUGCCUUGAGAAUAUUCAAAGAUUGCGAGGGAAGUGAUCGCAAAGAGGAGACUUCUCUUGAACAUGGCUUCUUCUUUUUUUUUUUCGGGACCACUUACCUGGCACGGUAUGGCUAGACGGCGUACAUCGAC
This is a messenger RNA of Aspergillus aculeatinus CBS 121060, 388 nucleotides long. RefSeq lists its product as uncharacterized. The record is from RefSeq and is a predicted model, not a curated record. The transcript has a single exon. Lineage: Eukaryota; Fungi; Ascomycota; Eurotiomycetes; Eurotiales; Aspergillaceae. The coding region runs from base 52 to 294 and encodes 80 amino acids.